Dibothriocephalus latus is the source of this 483-nucleotide messenger RNA. The record is from the annotation of a GenBank genome assembly. NCBI's taxonomy places the organism in Eukaryota, Metazoa, Platyhelminthes, Cestoda, Diphyllobothriidea, Diphyllobothriidae.
AUGGCCACGGCUUUGUGUUUCGCCACCUUGGACAGUUCUAUUGAACAAUACCUCAUCCCGCACGAACGCUACAAGGUAGACACUAGGACCUUCCCGGGAAACCGCGAUUACUGGUACUCUAAGUGGGCCUACGCCGAGGUUGCCGCGGUUGAGGUGGAUGGUAAAAAUAUCCCCAAGGCUCCAGCCGGCCAACACUGUUUCCCACCAAAUGAUUGCUGGGAGGUCAUCGACAAAAAACACAUUUCCUAUGUAACGGGACCUCUGAAGGGGGACCAAGCGACGAUAACGUUGGAACUUACCAAAGGAAAACCAAUUACGCUUUUGUACAAGAAGGCUUACAGUGGGUGCCCGUGCAAUAGUGUUAAAGCCAGUGUAAAAGCUGACUAUGUUCAGGAUGUCGCUGACUGUGAGAGUAUGCUUCAUGCCAUAAUUUAUGACCAGCCCCUCAAGGUAAGUGUACACUUAUGUUACCGCUUUGAAUAA